AUGGCUUCUGAAGCCACCCCAUCAAGAGGGGGCAUGUCCCUGUAUGCCAACCUACUUGAUCCCUCUACUGAUACGCCUGGCACCGUCUCCCGUGCCCCUGUUGUCUUUAAGCAGUCGGAAACCGAGCAUCAACCCGACGAUGCGGCCGCCAAGAAGCAACAACUGAAUCCUGCUUCUCUUCGGUUCCAACCCCCCAAAAGACCACAGCUCUCAGCCCAGAAGCCCAAGCCGAAACAUACUUUACCCAAGGCGGCGCCACAAACACAGCCCUUAGCUAACCAAGCUUCGGGACCGACAAAGAGCACUUUGGCUGAUUGGACUGCCAUUGAAGAUGACGAUUAUGAAUACACGCGCGAGAAGCGACAACGCGGUGGAAGAAAGAAGCGCAAGAAGAACUUUGAAGCACAUGUUGUUCAGAACUGGGAUGAUAUUUACGACUCUUCUCGACCUACCAAUAACACAGAAUACCGCCAUAACGAAGAAAAGAUCAAUGAAGUCCGCGAGUGGGAGGAUUGCUUAUAUGCGCGUGGCAGAAAGCGUUCAACAAGCAGAUUUUCAGAUAGCGAGGAUUAUGACCGGCCAAGAAAGCGUAUGUACGCUUCUUCUGCCAAUGGCGACGACAUGCAGACUAAAAACAUAUCACUAGGACAAUUUGCGCCUCCAAGCAACUUUGCGCCGCCCCCAAAUCUCAAUGAUGCGCCACCACCAGCUUCGAUCCCCAAUGACCCAUCCGGUGAGGAUGCAUUUGCCCGCCGUGCUGCAUUAGGGCAACGCUUCGACAAUGAUUCUGUCGCUUUUCAGGUACAACUGCCGACCUCAUCAUCACCCCGAGCCCAAAAUCUCACCCAAAUCCCCGAUAACCCAUCAUCGGGACAAGUCAUACCACAUCCUUCUCAAACACGCCCGCUCGAUGCCUUUCAGCCUGGCUCCGCAACUAUCUCCCGUGCACCAGUUCGAUACACCCUUCCACCACCCCCAGAAGACAUCCCAGCCUCUGAAGCUGAACUUGCAGCUGUAUUGGCCCAAGAGCAGCCGACAGAGGAGGAAGAACCAGAUGAGUCUGCACCAAGAUCCCUUCGUCCGGGGCAAAAAGGCUUCGCAGAACGACUGCUUUCCAAAUAUGGUUGGACCAAGGGAUCUGGGCUCGGCGCUACUGGCUCUGGUAUGGUGAAUCCUUUGCAGGUCAAGGUUGAGAAGCGCAAGAAGCGACCGGAUUCAGAGGGCGGUGGCUUUACAACACCUGCUGGGCGUGGUAAGAUUAUCGGAAACAAUACGAAAGGUGAAUAUGAAACCAGCAAGUUUGGCCCAAUGAGCGAAGUAGUCAUCCUACACGGCAUGCUGGAUGGAAUGGAUCUGGAUGCCGAGAUUGAGGGUGGCAAUGAUGGUGGCUUGAUGCAAGAGAUUGGAGAUGAAUGUCAGAGGAAGUAUGGAGAUGUAGUGCGAGUCUUCAUCGCUCGCAACGUCGGCACCCCAGUCCCGGUCUUUGUCAAAUUCCGCGAUUCCUUGUCUGGCCUACGGGCCGUGAACGCGCUUGAAGGCCGUACAUUCAAUCAAAACAUAAUCACCGCGCGAUUUUUCGACACCGAAAAAUUCGACCAGGGCAUUUACACGAAAUAA
Molecule: messenger RNA, 1617 nt
Organism: Penicillium coprophilum
Lineage: Eukaryota; Fungi; Ascomycota; Eurotiomycetes; Eurotiales; Aspergillaceae
Exons: 4
Coding region: 1-1617 (538 amino acids)
Biological process (GO): mRNA cis splicing, via spliceosome
Cellular component (GO): precatalytic spliceosome
Molecular function (GO): nucleic acid binding
Source: RefSeq, a predicted model, not a curated record